This is a messenger RNA of Ciona intestinalis (vase tunicate), 1259 nucleotides long. Lineage: Eukaryota; Metazoa; Chordata; Ascidiacea; Phlebobranchia; Cionidae. The record is from RefSeq and is a predicted model, not a curated record.
UGGGAAGAACUGUACCAACAUCGACCUUUGCGAAUCCAACCCAUGCCAGCACUUAUGUGAGACUUUAUAUAAUGACUUCCAAUGCUCAUGUAACGACGGAUAUCGGUUAAAUGCAACGGACAAUACAACUUGUGUUGAUAUCAAUGAAUGUAUGGAGGGAACCCCAUGUAACGUGAUGCCUAACUCUGUGUGUAAUAAUACCAUUGGAAACUACAGUUGUUAUUGUCCUGCCGGGUUCACCGAAGGCAACAACAGAUGCGACGACAUAGACGAAUGCGCGACGAACGCAUUCACCUGUCCAUCAACUGCUACAGACUGCUUCAAUAAACUUGGAACGUAUGGUUGUUCGUGUAAUGCUGGAUAUUCAAGAGCUGCAGAAGUAGACGAACAAUCAGAAUGCACGGACACCGAUGAAUGCGCGUUGAACCAACACACGUGUAAUGUUGUAACUGAAGUUUGUAGAAACGUUGAGCCUUCGUUUGCUUGCGAUUGUAGACCAGGAUUCCACCUUAUGAACGGUGUAUGUGAUGAUAUACGGGAAUGCCAGAACUCACAACUAAACAAUUGUUCAUCCCCACAUAUGCAAUGUAUUGAACAAGAACCAGGCUUCUCAUGUGCUUGCUUGCCUGGAUACCAACUUAAUGGACAGGUAUGCGAGGAUAUCAAUGAAUGCUUAACAAGCGACAUUUGCCCGGUGAAUACGAAUUGUGUGAACAGAGAUGGUGGAUAUACUUGCAGAUGCGAUCCCAACUAUGUAUGCCCUGUUAACCCAUUCGUGAACCCGGUUACUGUACUGAGCAAAUCACAAUCGUGCGUUACUGUUUUAAUUGAUGAUGGAUCAUUAUAUGGGUUGUAUGAGGUAAAAGCAGUUUCAAACCAAAACAACUUCUUGGUGAACUCAUCAGCAAUAAAGACAAAAAUAUGUGGUUUAAGUCCAAACACCCAGUAUAAUAUAAGUGUGAGGGUUCUUGCGUUGAAAGGUUCGAACCAACUUUUCACCACAACCGAGUUCAGUGCCAUUACUGCGGCAAUGACAGAUGCGCUUAAAAUCCGAUUGUCGCUUCGUGUUUUAUCGGAAACAUUCGUGACUGAAAUGUCAAACAUUGCAUCGGCUUCUGCUGUGGCUUUCAGGGGAAGACAUGAAUCAACACUUAAUAAUGGACUGGUUUUCACUAAUGGUGGAAACACAUUGACGUCAUCGGUUCUUGUGUUUAUCCGGCUUUCGUGAGUUGUGUGUAGUUAGGUGUCGGUAGCUUUAU